This is a messenger RNA of Drosophila serrata, 1313 nucleotides long. RefSeq names its product putative palmitoyltransferase ZDHHC24. NCBI's taxonomy places the organism in Eukaryota, Metazoa, Arthropoda, Insecta, Diptera, Drosophilidae. The record is from RefSeq and is a predicted model, not a curated record. Gene Ontology annotation, molecular function: palmitoyltransferase activity.
UAGUGCAUCGUAAACUUUUCGCCGCAAACACUUUAACACUGGAGCUUUUCACUGGCGGGAGGCCGGCGGCUAUCAUCAGCUUUGGCCCCAAAAAAGCUUGAUAAAAUAAAGCUUACACGCACGUGACGACACUGCCAAACCGGCUGGCUGGAGCUAGCCAGUUCUCCCAUCAGCUGCUCUGCGAUCAGUUUCCAUUUGUUUACAUUUCUUUGUAUCUCAGGGAAUCAUGAGAAUCCGCAGCAAUCCGCUGCCCCGGCGGCUGGUGGAUGUCUUGUGUUUCCUGCUCAUCGGGGUCUUUCUGCCGGUGGUCUUCAUGUUCGAAAUUGUGGUGGUGCUCCCAGCUUUCCAUGAGCCAGGAGGCUUCUUUCACACUUUCACCUUCCUGAUGGCCAUGUUUCUGGUGUUUAAUAUCAAGGGAAACAUGAUUGCCUGCAUGAUGAUCGACACUAGUGUGGAUGUCAAAAAGGUAGAACCCCCAGCAGAUGCUUUGGAUUGGCGAGAGUGCACCGACUGCAAACCUCCUCGGUUAGUUCCCCCCAGAUCUUGGCACUGUAAGAUCUGUAAGGUCUGUGUGCUGAAGAGAGAUCACCACUGCCUGUACACCGGCUGCUGUAUCGGCCUGCGGAACCAUCGCUUCUUCAUGGGCUUCAUCUUCUACCUCUUUGUGGGUUCCGUGUACGCUUUGGUCUACAAUUCCAUUUACAUGUGGAUCAUCCAGGGUCACAUCUACUGCAACUGGCUGACGUUGCUCAAGCUGACCUGCCCUAUGCUGCUCCUGGUAACUGGCAACCUGUGGAGUAACAUGUACCUGCUUUUCUAUAGCUUAAAUAUCCUUGCUCUGGCUUAUGGCGUACUUCUGUUGGGCUACCAUGUGCCCAUCGUUCUACGGGGUGGCGUGUCAGCGGAUCGCACCGAAGAGAGCAAACACAAAUUCGAUCGAGGAGUAAGGCGGAAUUUACGGACUGUUUUUGGCAACCGCAUGCACAUUGCGUGGAUAUCUCCGCUGAUUCGCAGCGAUCUGCCAGACGAUGGGUACCAUUGGAGGUCCCUUGCUAAGGAUAAGUAAGACUAUAUCGUUUUAAGAUCUAGGUUAGAUAGAUCUCGAGGUAACCCGUAUAUGAGCACAGUGACCUUCCCUCCUUUGGACUGAGAGUACAUUAGUCUCAGGGUUGUAAAGUUGCCUCCUAUUCCGCCAGACAAAAUAAUUGCACGGCCUUUCCGUUCCAAAUCGCUUUCAUCUAGGACCAAAAUCAUGUUUAUAAUAAAACUCAAUGCAGACGGCUUAGAAAUAAAUAUAAAAGCUUUAAUACUUA